AUGGAGCUAAAUUGGGUUUUCUUUCGGAAACAAGCUCUACUUUUGAUUUCUUGCCUGACUCUGCUUCUUCUCGCGUCCUUAGAUACUAUAUCAAGCGAAUCAACUCCGAAUGCAAGUGAUUUCAAGAAUAGAUCUCACAAAGUUUCUUGCCUUCCUGAUUGGUUCAUUGGACCGAACCAAACCAAAUGCUAUUCCUACUUCAAAAACUCAACUUCAUGGGAGAAGUCAGAGAUGUUCUGCAGAACCUAUGGCGGUCACUUAGCAUCACUUGCAUCGAACAAAGAACUCAGCUUUGUUCAGAAACUAUGCAAUGGAAACACUAACAGCUGCUGGAUCGGAGGAAAGAGCAUGAACUCUUCUUCUCCCUCCUCUGGUUUCCAUUGGAGCUGGUCCGAUCCCAAGUCUCCUCAAUGGAACCAAUCCAUGUUUCCUAAAGUACCACUUCAUACACGAUGUGGCAAUGGCAACGGAUCUUCAUCUUCUUGUCGUGCUAACAUUUGUAUAGCCGUGACAAACGGUUCGUCACCAAUCUUCGGUGAAAGAUGUAACACGUCUCAUGCUUUCAUUUGCAUGGUUGAUUCAGAUUUCAAGUGUCGCAACUGUCAUGGUGAAUAUCUAAUCAUCCUCAUAGUCGUAAGCGGUUUAAUUCUCUUAACCACAUUCGCCAUUAUACUAUGGUUCCUCAUCUACAAACGAAGCAAGAAACGUCGAAAAUCACGAAAAGUAUCGAAUCCAGCCUCGGCUUUAGCUCCUCCCUCGUGGAAGAUCUUCACAACCGAAGAGCUGAGAUCAAUGACCAAGAACUUCAGCGAAGCGAACCGUCUCGCCGGGGACGCCAAAACCGGCGGAACAUACAGAGGCGGUUUAGCAGACGGUACGAAAGUAGCGGUCAAGAGACUGCAAAGGUCUACUUUCCAGAGGAAGAAAGAGUUCUACUCGGAGAUCAGAAGAGCCGCGAAGCUUCAUCAUCCCAAUGUGGUUGCCAUCAAAGGUUGUUGCUAUGAUCAUAAAGACCGGUUCAUUGUUUACGAGUUCAUAGCCAAUGGACCGCUCGAUAGAUGGCUCCACCAUGUCCCUAGGGGUGGUAGGUGCUUGGACUGGACCAUGAGAUUGAACAUCGCCACAACUCUUGCUCAAGGCAUCGCGUUUUUGCACGAUAAGGUGAAGCCGCAAGUGGUGCACCGAGACAUCCGAGCGAGCAACGUGCUGCUCGACGAGGAGUUUGGAGCUCAUCUAAUGGGCGUUGGGCUCUCGAAGUUUGUCCCAUGGGAAGUGAUGCAAGAGAGGACGGUUAUGGCGGGAGGGACGUACGGUUAUCUUGCGCCGGAGUAUGUUUACAGGAACGAGCUCACGACGAAGAGUGACGUUUACAGCUUCGGAGUGCUUCUGCUGGAGAUUGUGAGCGGCCGGAGACCGACUCAGGCGGUUAAUUCGUCGGUUGGGUGGCAGAGCAUAUUCGAAUGGGCUACACCGUUGGUCCAAGCGAACCGGUGGUUGGAGAUUCUUGAUCCGGUUAUUACUUGUGGUUUACCGGAAGCGAGUGUGGUUCAGAAAGUUGUGGACUUGGUUUAUUCGUGUACGCAGAAUGUGCCGUCGAUGCGCCCUAGGAUGUCUCAUGUUGUUCAUCAGCUUCAACAAUUGGUGCCACCACCACCAUCAGAGAUUUGCGUAGUUUGA
Molecule: messenger RNA, 1677 nt
Organism: Microthlaspi erraticum
Lineage: Eukaryota; Viridiplantae; Streptophyta; Magnoliopsida; Brassicales; Brassicaceae
Source: the annotation of a GenBank genome assembly